CUCACAUCACGCACGAUAAGUACAGAGCAAGAUUAAUUAGGCCCAAAACGGCGAACAUAUGGUUGGAAGAACCCCUGAGGAUGGCAGGAGCCGAAACAAUAUGAUUCAAGUGCGCAUUCUUUCCGUUCCAUAUCAAGCAUCAAAGCGGCUAUGGUUGAUGUUCCUAUUGAUAACCCCAAACCACGUAAUAGCUGGAGUUUAAGCAACUCAACCUUUGAGAACUACUAUUACAAGCCAGUAGAUCAGCGCGUCAAGGACGCUACGAUUGUGAACACGGCCUUCGGAAAUGUUAUCAAGAAGAUAGUCAUAUUCGAAGCAACGGCAAUUGUGAUAUGUACAGCAUACAAUCAAUAAUGAAUCUUUUUAUUUUAUAAAAAAUUCAAUUUUGA
Molecule: messenger RNA, 389 nt
Organism: Rhizopus microsporus ATCC 52813
Lineage: Eukaryota; Fungi; Mucoromycota; Mucoromycetes; Mucorales; Rhizopodaceae
Exons: 1
Coding region: 151-354 (67 amino acids)
Source: RefSeq, a predicted model, not a curated record